This is a messenger RNA of Cornus florida, 2556 nucleotides long. RefSeq lists its product as uncharacterized. Bases 166 to 2028 code for a protein of 620 amino acids. Gene Ontology annotation, molecular function: catalytic activity. The record is from RefSeq and is a predicted model, not a curated record. The transcript has 12 exons. NCBI's taxonomy places the organism in Eukaryota, Viridiplantae, Streptophyta, Magnoliopsida, Cornales, Cornaceae.
AAAACUCUCUCUCUAUAUAAUACACACAUAUACAGUUAUAUAUAUAUAUAUACUCUUAUAUUAGGACAAUUUUGAGUCAUUGUUGGACACACGCGGUCACACAGGAACUUAGUCCUGCAGAGCAGUGGAAGAGAACUUGUGCAACGUGGUAACAAGUGGCUGAACAUGUGUCCUCCACCAGAGCCACCUCCAUGGACACGUUCGUUGCUAUGUGUGAGCCUAUUCAUCACCACCAUCUCUGCACUCCUGCCUUCUACCGUUGCUCAAACCACCACUUUCCCAACCUCACCACCCUCUCACCGUCUUCUCAAAAAUAUGGACAGUGGGAAGUUCGAAUCUAAGAACAACAGUGAAUGCUCGGAAAAGAAGUGUCAUGUUUCACUAUUUAAAAGUGCGUUUAAGUUACUUGACGCGAACUUCUUCAAUGAUAGUAAGAUACUGGAGAUUGAGAAGGCUGCAAAAGAGUUCAAUAUUCCUAUAAUCACAGCCAAUCGGAAGUCUGUUGCUUCGGUUAAUGGAGGAUUACACAAUCCAUCUUGUUUGGUUUUCAACCCUGAGUGGAGCAAUGAUGAAACACAUCACAAGAGAAAACGGUUCAGUUAUCCUUCUCUCUCUAGGGUACAGAGGCCGAAAAGUGAAGAAGACAUUGCCUUUAUGAGUGUUCUUGAGUUGGGGCAACUCAUUAAGACAAAACAAAUCACGUCGGAGGAACUUACUGGGAUUUUUCUGAAGAGAUUGAAGAGAUACAAUCCUGUUCUUGAAUCUGUUGUCACUUAUACAGAAGAACUAGCAUACAAGCAAGCAAAAGAGGCGGAUCGAUUACUUGCUCAAGGAGUAUAUUUAGGUCCUCUCCAUGGGAUACCUUACGGAUUGAAGGAUAUAAUUGCAGUUCCAGGAUACAAAACAACAUGGGGUUCAAGAACAUUCAAAGAUCAAGUUCUUAACUUUGAAGCUUGGGUUUAUAAGAGGUUGAAGUCUGCUGGGGCAGUUCUUGUUGCAAAGCUUGUUUCAGGAUCAUUGGCAUAUGAUGACAUCUGGUUUGGGGGUAGGACGAGAAACCCAUGGAAUAUUGAGGAAUUCUCGACCGGUUCAUCAGCUGGUCCCGCUGCCUGCACCUCAGCAGGUAUGGUUCCAUUUGCCAUUGGUUCAGAAACAGCUGGCUCCGUGACCUUUCCUGCUGCUCGUUGUGGCGUGACUACUUUGCGCCCGACUUUUGGUACUGUUGGUCGAACCGGUGUGAUGAGCAUAUCCGAGAGCUUGGAUAAGCUUGGCCCUUUCUGUAGAAGUGCUGCAGAUUGCACAAUCGUUCUUGAUGCAAUUCGGGGAAAAGAUCCCGAUCACCUUUCUUCCAGAGAAAUUUCCCUUGGUGACCCAUUUUCAGUUGACAUCACAAAGCUAACUGUUGGAUAUCUUGAGGAUGCUGAGAUGGAGGUUGUCGAUGUGCUUCAAUCGAAGGGUGUCAAGAUGGUUCCUUUUAAACUGAAUUACACUGUCGACUCGGUUCAAGGUAUCUUAAAUUUCACAAUGGAUGUGGAUAUGUUAGCUCACUUUGAUGAAUGGCAACGCUCUAGGAAGGAUGAUGAUUAUGAAGCUCAAGAUCAAUGGCCACUCGAACUUCGCCGUGCACGUGUAAUCCCAGCUGUAGACUAUGUUCAGGCACAAAGAGCACGAGGAAAAUUAAUUCGGGAAGUAAGAGAGAGUUUCACAGUGGACGCGUUUGUUGGCAAUGCAACUGACUGGGAGAGAGUUUGCAUGGGCAAUCUUGUGGGCAUGCCUGUAAUGGUUGUUCCUACAGGAUUUACUAAAAUAUCGAACCCACCUUCAAGUGAUACUCGACGAAGGACAACCGUCGCCACAGGGAUUUAUGCUCCUCCUCAACAUGAUCACAUUGCUUUAGCAUUGGCCAUAGCUUAUCAAUCAGUCACAGAUCAUCACAAACAGCGACCGCCAAUCGACGAUCUUGGGCCAAACGACUCGAUCCCAAAUCCACCCAAAGCCACUGUUCCUCCCAGACAAUUGUGCGGUUAGAGGCUUUGGACAUGCAUCUUCAUUGUUUUGUGCAUUGGUGCCAUAUCGGUUUCACCAUUGAAAUGACUUUGUGGUAUGCACGUCUACAAUAGUUAUAUGACCUCUUUUUUCUUUUUUUUCCUCUAGAAAGUUCAAGCAAACACACACACACUUACAUAUUACUCCUAGCAGGUCUCGGACAUUCAAUUUGAUCAUGCCAUCCAGACGAAUGCCCAUUGAUCAAUAGUUAUAUAACAUAGACUGGGCAAUGUUGUUCAAAAACAAGGGCAUAGAAUACAAUGAAAAUUUUACUUGUAAUGUUAUCUCAGUAAAUGCAAAAUGAAAAUUUUACUUGUAAUGUUAUCUUAUUAUUAUUAUCAUUUUUUUUUUUUUUCAUUAGCAAAAACACUUACACACUAGCUAUUUUGAGGAUUCACCAUCCACUUUAGAAGUCAGAGAAGAUAUUACUCAUAAGGCCCUUAAUAAUUUUACAAAUUAUGGGCACUGGGUUAGCCUUUCCUUAAUAUAUGUAGAGUGGAAAAGAACGAG